GGACCUGGAGCUGCAGGCCGCCCUGCCCGGCCUGCGCUGCCUGACCCGGGUGAGCAGCUCCGCGCGCUACCGGGCGCUGCGGGGGGCGCUGGGCCGCCUCUUCGACCGCCGGCCGGGGCUGUCGGGGGGAGCGGCGGCGGCGCUGGGGCAGCUGGAGGGGCAGGUGCGGGCGCUGCAUGCGAGCAUGCGGGAGCAGCGGCUGGCGAGGGAGGCGGAGGCGGGCGGGGCCGGUAGGGGCGGGCGGAGAGAUGGUGGUGGUGCUGCUGCUGCUGUGCCUAAUGGUACAGGCAGCAGCGGCGGAGGGAGCGGGAGUAGUGGGGCAAGGAGUGGGGGGAGUGAUGAUUAUGGCGAUGAUGACGAAGAAGACGAUGGGCUGCCGCUUGCCGCCAGCACACCCAUCCAGUACAACAAGAGGGCACCCGGG
Molecule: messenger RNA, 424 nt
Organism: Astrephomene gubernaculifera
Lineage: Eukaryota; Viridiplantae; Chlorophyta; Chlorophyceae; Chlamydomonadales; Astrephomenaceae
Source: the annotation of a GenBank genome assembly